Xylaria bambusicola is the source of this 2130-nucleotide messenger RNA. RefSeq names its product NAD+ synthase. The transcript has 7 exons. Gene Ontology annotation, cellular component: cytoplasm. Gene Ontology annotation, biological process: NAD+ biosynthetic process. The record is from RefSeq and is a predicted model, not a curated record. NCBI's taxonomy places the organism in Eukaryota, Fungi, Ascomycota, Sordariomycetes, Xylariales, Xylariaceae. Gene Ontology annotation, molecular function: NAD+ synthase (glutamine-hydrolyzing) activity; ATP binding; glutaminase activity. The coding region runs from base 1 to 2130 and encodes 709 amino acids.
AUGUCGUUCAUCACGGUAGCUGCAGCCACGCUGCCAAGUGUGCCCCUUGAUUUCAAGGGCAACCGAGACAGGAUUCUUGAAUCCAUCCGGGUCGCCAAAGAGAAAGGCGCCACGGUGCGCACGGGGCCCGAGCUGGAGAUUCCCGGCUAUGGCUGCCUGGAUCACCAUCUGGAGGGCGACACCUUCGCGCACUCGUGGGAGGUCUUGGCCGAGAUCAUCAGCGAUCCUGUAUGCGAGGGAAUGCUCGUCGACCUUGGCAUGGGUUGUCGGCACAGGAGCGUCAGAUACAACUGUCGCGUUCUAUGCACCUACAAGCGCGUGCUUUUCAUUCGUCCCAAGAUGUCACUUGCCAUGAACGGCCUAUACAGAGAGGCGAGACACUUCACCGCUUGGGCGAAGCCCUUACAGACCGAGACCUAUUACUUAGAAGAGGUAAUUGAGCGAGUUACAGGACAACGCACGGUUCUCAUCGGUGAUGCGCUCCUGUCCACACGCGACACGGCCAUCGGCUGUGAAACUUGUGAAGAGCUAUUCACACCUCUUAAUCCUUCCACACACAUGUCAUUGAACGGGUGCGAAAUUAUUCUCAAUUCCUCGGCGUCACAUGCUGAGCUUCGGAAGCUCAAGACGAGGCUCGACCUGAUUGCGAACUCGACGAGAAAGGCAGGCGGAUGCUAUGUCUACGCCAAUGCGACAGGCGUUGAUGGGGAAGCACGAAUGAUGUUUGACGGCUCGUCAAUGAUCUUGUUGAAUGGCAAGCCCCUAGAACAGGGGCACCAAUUUUCACUUGAGCCCGUUGAAGUUAUAAUAGCGACAAUCGACCUUGAAGAAAUACGCAGUUAUCGCUCUGGCAUCUCUCGAAACGUCCAGGCUGCACAGCAAGCGGAUUAUAUCAGGGUAGAAUGGGAUAUCCGUUUAUCGCGCUCCGUCGAUGACAUUUUUCGAUCCAAGAGUCUUCAGUUCUCCACGGAAAUUCAGCUUCGUGUCCUCGAUCCGAUGUCUGAGAUAUGGAUGAGCACUUCUGUGUAUCUUUGGCAAUACCUUGUCCGAACAUCGUCUCCGGGCUUCUUUCUAAGUCUAUCUGGUGGAUUAGACAGCUCCACCGUAGCAUUGUUCGUCUACGGCAUGGCCAAAGUCGUCCUCGCUUCUAUUGCGGCCGGUUCAGAAACGACGUUAGCUGAUUUAAGACGGGUGACUGGCAUGGAGACUCUUGUUCCAGAAUCACCGGAGCAGAUCGUUAGCAUCUUGCUGACAACAUGCUACACAUCCACAGUCAAUUCAUCCGAUGAGACCAGAUCCCGGGCGGAAAGACUGGCCGAAAAGCUGGGAGCGAAGCACUUAACCGUCUCCAUAGACCAAGCAGUUGAGGCUAGCAUGGCCAUCAUCGACAAGGCCCUCGACUUUACGCCGAAGUAUUCGAUUGAGGGUGGCACACGUUCUGAGAAUCUCGCACUCCAGAACAUCCAGGCGCGUUCGCGUCUAACUACACAAUACAUGUUAGCUCAGCUUGCCACCACAGCAUCAAAGUCACCAAGGGCUGGAUCAGCUCUCCUUGUGCUCACCAGUGGUAAUGUGGAUGAGAAUCUGCGAGGUUACUACACGAAAUACGACGCUUCAUCCGGAGACCUGGCCCCCCUAGGUUCGAUAUCAAAAGAAGAUGCGAAACGUUUCCAGCGAUGGGCGAUGGAAGCCUGGAAUCUCCCAAUAAUGGACGAAUUUAUAAACGCGACCCCAAGCGCCGAGCUACUUCCAUUGUCUGCCGGUGUACAAGACGACGAGUCUGAGACCGAGAUGGGACUUACGUAUAAGGAACUUUCCGUCUUUGGAGAGUUGCGCAGCAUUGAGAAACUAGGCCCUUGGUCUUGUUACCUUCGUUUACUCGGCCUCUGGAAGGAGCGCAACCUAACGCCGGGGCAAAUCGCAGAGAAAUGCAUGCGCUUCUUCAGAAACUAUGCGCUACUAACACCAGGAAACAGUAAAGCUACUAUUAUUACUCCAUCUGUUCACAUGUCGGCAUAUAAUCCGGAUGACAACCGCCAUGAUCUCCGUCCGUUCCUAUACGUCGUAAAUUGGCCCUACCAGUUCGAUAAAAUAAAGAAGCAUGCUGAGCACUUAGAAAGCUUAGACUAG